This is a messenger RNA of Clarias gariepinus (North African catfish), 2036 nucleotides long. RefSeq names its product cytochrome P450 20A1 (gene cyp20a1). Gene Ontology annotation, molecular function: oxidoreductase activity, acting on paired donors, with incorporation or reduction of molecular oxygen; heme binding; iron ion binding. The record is from RefSeq and is a predicted model, not a curated record. The coding region runs from base 157 to 1548 and encodes 463 amino acids. Gene Ontology annotation, cellular component: membrane. NCBI's taxonomy places the organism in Eukaryota, Metazoa, Chordata, Actinopteri, Siluriformes, Clariidae. The transcript is spliced from 13 exons.
UUGAAGGAUGUUUUGUAGACGUGGUGCACAGUUAGCCAGUUAACGUUAGCUAGGUAACGGCUAAAACGUCACGGCUUAAGCUACAUCAGCUAAGUGACCCAAUGUUGAUUUUAACGUUUAAAAGAAUAUUAAUAAGCAAUAAUUAAUCCUGAAAAUAUGUUAGACUUUGCCAUAUUCGCCGUGACAUUUGUGGUUAUUUUGGUCGGUGCUGUGCUGUAUUUAUACCCGUCGUCAAGGCGAGCUUCUGGUGUUCCAGGUUUGAACCCGACUGAAGAGAAGGAUGGCAACCUGCAGGACAUAAAAAACAGAGGAAGCCUGCAUGAGUUCCUGGUCGGACUUCAUGAACAGUUUGGCCCUGUGGCAUCGUUCUGGUUCGGGCGGAGACCAGUAGUGAGCCUGGGCUCUGUAAAUGAACUGCGACAGCACAUCAACCCCAACUGGACCACGGAUUCCUUCGAGACGAUGCUCAAGUCCUUACUUGGCUACCAGUCAGGAGCCGGCGCAGGAGGGACGGAGGCGCUGAUCAGAAAGAAAGUGUAUGACGGAGCCAUCAACAAAAGCCUGGAGAACAACUUCCCUCUUCUGCUCAAACUGGCCGAGGAGCUGGUUGAAAAGUGGGAGUCGUAUCCCAAGACCCAGCACGCGCCCCUUUGCGCUCACCUGCUAGGGCUGGCCAUGAAGGCUGUGACUCAGCUCUGCAUGGGGAGCCGCUUUGCGGAAGACGCCCAAGUCAUCUGCUUCCGCAAGAACCACGAGGCUAUUUGGUCUGAGAUUGGAAAAGGUUAUCUGGACGGGUCUAUGGAGAAGAGCUCCAGCAGGAAGGCGCACUAUGAGAGCGCUCUGUCCGAGAUGGAGUCCAUGCUAAAGUCUGUUAUAAAAGAGCGAAGCGGUCGUGGAUCGAGUCAGUCGGCUUUCAUGGACUCUCUACUGCAGGCCAAGCUGUCAGAGAGACAGAUAAUGGAAGAGAGCAUGGUGUUCACCCUCGCCGGCUCGGUCAUCACUGCAAAUCUGUGCAUCUGGGCCGUCCACUUUCUGUCCCUGUCAGAGGCAGUGCAGGAGAAGCUAUAUCAGGAGUUAACAGAGGUGCUGGGUGACGAGCCCGUGUCCCUGGACAAGAUUCCACAGCUCAGAUACUGCCAACAGGUCCUGAAUGAGACGGUGCGCACAGCCAAACUCACCCCGAUAGCAGCCAGGAUGCAGGAGGUGGAAGGGAAGGUGGAUGCACACAUCAUUCCUAAAGAGACUUUGGUUGUCUACGCUCUCGGCGUUGUCCUGCAGGACUCAGACACAUGGACGUUACCCUACAGGUUCGAUCCGGAUCGAUUUACAGAUGAGGCAGUAAUGAAGAGCUUCUCGCUGUUGGGAUUUUCAGGAAAUCAGGCCUGUCCUGAACUUCGGUUUGCGUAUACUGUGGCGACGGUGCUGCUGAGCUCAAUGGUGCGCAGGCUACGGCUGCACCGUCUUGAGGGCCAGGUGGUGGAGUCCAGGUACGAGCUCGUGACCACGCCGAAAGAUGACACCUGGAUCACAGUUAGCAAGAGGAACUGAUACAGCAGAUUCACACGCAAACAUGAAGGACACUCUGAUGAUAUCAGUUUUCCAGGACGUCAGACGUAGUGCUGUGUUCUUGAUGAUUUCUGUCGUUUAUAGCAAACAUCAGACAUGACUCCCGGACAAAAACGAUUUCUAAUGCCUUGUGAAGUGUUAGUUGAUGGUUUAAUGAGUCGCUUGAAUUAGCCAUUUAAUACCUGAUUCCUUUUCUAUAAAUAAUUCUGCAGUUUGUUUCUGUUUAAGUCAUUCCAUUAAUCAAUAAUAUCUUAUUUGCUGUUAUUUUACUACUAAAAAGUAAAAAAAAAGGGUCGUUUUGUUUUUUUAUGAGAUUUAAAAGUCAGAACAAUUCUGUAUUUGUACAAAACCAGUGCAAGAAUUUGCAUACCCUUUAGACAAAAUAAAGACAGAUGUUUAUCACAUUUGUAAAAAAGGUAGCAAAAUAAUUUUAAGAUAUUAAUGGUAAGAAAUAAACUGACGUUACACAA